Messenger RNA from Haliotis rubra (blacklip abalone), 6452 nucleotides. Its product is annotated as kinesin-like protein KIF15. The transcript has 36 exons. Gene Ontology annotation, biological process: microtubule-based movement. The record is from RefSeq and is a predicted model, not a curated record. Gene Ontology annotation, molecular function: microtubule binding; ATP binding; microtubule motor activity. The coding region runs from base 88 to 4638 and encodes 1516 amino acids. NCBI's taxonomy places the organism in Eukaryota, Metazoa, Mollusca, Gastropoda, Lepetellida, Haliotidae.
CGCAGAGGGCGCUAAAUUCGAAAAGUCCGCCAUUUGAUAUCACAGUAAAAAUACUUAGUUGAAAGUUGACUCUUUUGACACUUCAAUAUGUCAGAUAAAGGCUGCCAUGAUUCCAGUGAGGGGGACUCCAUAAAGGUGUUUGUACGUGUGCGUCCCCCAGACAAGGGAGAUAAUGAGUUGGGGGCACAACGGGCCAUUGAGGUGGACGACCAAAGGAAUUCUGUUACAGUGCGUGCCAAGCCUGAUGCUAAAGUAUUCUCCUUUGACAAAGUUGCGGAUGUCAACAUUACACAGGAAGCAGUGUUCUGCGCCGUUGGCAAGGGAAUCAUAGAUGGCUGUCUCAAUGGCUACAAUGGAACAAUCUUUGCUUAUGGUCAGACUGGCAGUGGCAAGACCUUCACGAUGCUGGGGCCGUCUGAAGACUCUGAAAGUUUCCAGCAUGAACUGCGUGGUGUCACCCCGAGAAGCUUCGAGUAUCUCUUCAGUCUCAUCAACCGGGAACAAGAACUGCAUGGGGACAGGAAGCAGUUUCUGUGUCGAUGUUCCUUCCUCGAGAUCUACCAGGAGUGCGUGUACGACCUCCUUGACCCCUCAGCGGAAGGCCUUCACCUUCGUGAGAACAUCAAGAAAGGGGUGUUUGUUGAUGGCCUCAGUGAGCAGGCUGUGGCAAGUCCGAGUGAAGCAUAUGGCGUGUUGUCGUCUGGCUGGAUCAACAGAAGGGUCGCAGCUACGUCGAUGAACAGAGAGAGUUCAAGGAGCCACGCUGUAUUUACCCUGGCCAUAGAGUCGAAGGAGCAAAAGGGAGGUGUUCAGAACGUGCGGAUGUCGCAGCUAAACCUGGUCGACCUGGCUGGGUCCGAACGACAGAAGGACACCAACGCUGCAGGACAGAGACUCAAGGAGGCUGGAUGUAUCAACAAGUCGCUGUCAACUCUGGGAAAUGUCAUGAUGUCACUUGUGGACAUCGCUCACGGCAAGAGUCGACACGUCCCAUACAGAGACUCUAAGCUUACCUUCCUCUUAAGGGAUUCCCUUGGCGGCAAUGCUAAGACUCAUAUUGUGGCCUGUAUACAUCCUGGAUCUAAGUGUUUUGGAGAGACUUUGUCAACGCUACAGUUUGCCAGACGAGCCAAGAUGAUCAAGAACAAGGCAGUGGUGAACGAAGACACCCAGGGCAAUAUCCUCCAUCUACAGGCUGAGAUCCGUCGCUUGAAGGACCAGUUGUUACAGUUUCAGAUGGAGGGGGCACCGCGGGAACUGCCCCCAGUACAGGGGGGAUCAGACUCUGGUCCAGUUACCAUGACAACAGGAGGAGAUUCAGAAUGGAGGAAGAACUUCAUAGAAUCAAUGUUCUUCCGAGAAAAGGCCGAAGCUGAAAAGAAGAACUUGAUGCAGAUGAUUAAGGACCUUGAAGAUGUGGCCAAGAAGAGGGACAAGUUCAACCAGUCACGAGAGAUGGUGAUGAAGUUCCGUGAGAAGGACAUCGAGAUCCUGAAGAAGGAGGUCACUCAGCUAAAGGCGAGGCUUGCAGGGGGAGAUGGCGAGAACGCCAAGGAUCUCAACAGCUCCAAGGAAAACGAGCAGAUUGUGUCCUUGAGGGAGGAGAUGAAGGUGUUGACAGAGAGGAUCAAAUGCCAUCCUGUGGUUGUCCGCCAGAACGUGGAGCUGCAGAAACUGAGAGCUGAGCUGAAACAGCUCAAGAAUAACGACAACUACAGGCAGGCUGUGAUCAGUGACAACCGCAGGAUUGAGGAGCUCGACAAGGUGUUUAAGGAACUGAUGGCCGAGAAGUCAAAAGUUUCAGAUGACGAGAACCCUGCCAAGCAGCUAGCCAGCCCAUACAACACCCCCCAGGCUGGUGGCACUGUUGCCACGGCAACCCUGGAGAAGUACAAGUCUCAAGUGGCCAACCUACAGAAGGAGAUUGAAGUGAUGAAGGCUACGCUAGCUGAGACAAAAGAGACAUCAGAGAAGAAGAUCAUUGACCUGGGUGCGGAGCUUAGUUCAGCCAAGCAGAUGAAUGAAGAAGUUAUGCGAAGUCUAAAAAUGCGACAGCUCCAUUAUGAUUACGAGAAGAAGACAUUGAAUGAUCUCCACACUCGCACUAUAGAGACCAUCACCACCCCUCAGAGAUCCAGGUACAAUCUGCGUAAUCGUUCCAUCCAUGACAUAUCCCAGGUCAAGGCCGUGUCCCCUGACCUUAACCAGACCAUCGAGAUGGAGGAUGGGAUACUGGGGGAAGACAUCCCAGAGAUCAUGAACGAGGCUGCACAUGAAGCACUCACCGGGGAAAUAAAACAGCUCCAGGAGAGCAACAACAAGCUGUCUGAGCGUCUGGAGGAGUACGAGAGUGACAUGAUGAGAAUCCGACAACAGACCCUCAAGUAUGAGAGUCAGAUAGAACAGCUCAAUGAAAUCUUGAAAAAGGAGCGGAGUGAGAGAGCCACCGAGGUGGAGGAGUAUGAAAGCUCAAAUACCCAGAUGAAGAAGGAACUGGAAGAAACACGGGAAACAUCUCGAGUGAAUGGCGAGGAAGCGUCCGACCUGCGUGUCAUGAUCAAGUGGGUGGACAAGGAGAAGGCCGACAUGGAGAAGAAGGAGCGAGACGUGGAGGAGUUGAGGCAGAAGACCAUCACUACGCUGGAGACACAGUUAAUGAAGAUGUCGAUGGAGUUUGAGAAGGUCCGGAAGGUGAAUGAGGGACUCAGCAAAGACUUGGACAUGGCCUCGGAAAACAUAGAGAACAAACAGCUGACAGUGGAGUUCCAGGAGAGCUGCAUCAAGGAACUGGAAGACAAGAAUAAGGAAGGGAUGGAGAAGCAGAACAAGCUGCAGGCCAUGAUACAGAGCCUGGAGGACCAGCUAGAGCAGAAGGACUGUGACUUGGAGACGCUGCGGGCUCAGAUGAUAACCGACUCUGCCAGUCAGGAGCAGCAGGUGGGGAGCUUCCUGGAUGAGAUCAACAACCUGAAAUCUGCUGCCACUCUCCUGCAGAACGAGUGUGACGCCCACCACAACACCGAGGACCUCCUCAAACAGGAGCUGGACAAGUCCACCGCCACCAACGCAACACUGGAGAAGGAGCUGGCCAAAGAUCGGGCAUCAGUGGCCAGUCUGUGGAACACCAUCCAGGAGCAGAAGACGAAGCUGAGCAGCCAAAAGGAGGAGCAGCUGACGCUGGAGUCCAAGCUGACGAACAAGACACAGCAGCACGACAUCCUCCUGGCCGCCCACAGCAAGCAGGUCCAACACCUGGCUUCACUGGAGGAACAGGUGCUUCAGCUGCAUGAGGACGCUGCCACCAUGAAGGUCAAGUUUGAUGUGGAGAUGUCAGUCGUACAAGACAGCAUGGAAUAUAUGAGUGAGCAGCAAGAGCGUGCCCAGGAGGAGCUGCAGGAGGCUCGCAACAACCUGGCUGCAUCACAGGCUGAAUGUGUCAGGUUACAGGAGAAAAUAGCAUCACUUACAAAUGAGAUGAAGAAUGAUGAAGAACAGAAAAAUUACUCCAACAAGACAAUCCUGGAGCUGGAGAAACUGAUGAACCAGAAUGACGUCCUACUGCAUGAGAAGAAUGAAACCAUUAUCAAGUACCAGAAAGACUUGAGUCAGUUGCAGUGUGAGCAGAAUUGCCUGGAAGAGAGGUGCUGUAUCCUGGAGGGCGAGGUCCAGACGGCCCAUGCUCAAGCCAGUAUGCAGGAGGCCCAGGUCAAGGAAAAGGAAGAGUUGGUGAGACAGGCGGAGGAGGAGAUGAGGCUGGCUAAGCAGCAGACUGACCGGCACCAGCAGGCCAAGAUGGAGCUCAUAGAGAGCAUGACUGACAGACAGAGAAGACUGGAAGAUCUGGAAAACUCCAUGAAGACCUUGGUUGAUGAGAAUACAAGAUUGGCUGCUGUGUGUAUCAAGGACAGGGAGGAGAAGAGCAUCAAGCACUCGGAGCUGGAGGUGCUGAAGGAACAUUACAGCAAGUCUCAGAGUGAGCUGGAGGAAGCACUGGAGAAGGUGAAGAGUCUGCAGGAAGAAGUGGCCAAGAUGGGAGGACACAUGAACCUCAAACAGAAGAUCAAACUAUUUCAGAAAACAAAGGCCGAGAACUUUGAGCUGACAAAUAUAAAUCAUCAUUUGAAGGCAGAGGUUCUGCGGCUCCAGAUGGAGCUUGCCAGGCACACAGGAGCCCCAACCACGCCCAAACAGAUCCUGCACCACAAGGAGAACAUCAAGCCCGGGAGCCGGUCCUCCCACUGUGAGAGAACCAUGUCUGCACAGAGGAAGGGCCAGGAGAGACAGACCCUCUUCCUCUCAGGGGACUACACACCUUCUGAUGUCCUCAAGAAGGCCCGGCUGGAGAGUAAGCGCCCGGCAAGCACCAAGAAAACUAAACAAGAGACAAUUUCUAACCUGCGCGGGCAGCAGGAUGUCCCAGCUGUUGUCCUGGAGCCGGAGGUCUCCCCCCAGGAGGUGCCCCAGCAGGAUCCCCCUGUUGUGCUGGAACCGGUUGUCUUCAAGGAGGAAGCUGACAAACAGAUACAAGACAACCAAGAUGUCACAGCGGAGGGGGAGGAACUUCAAGAAGAUGAGUCGGAUGACCUUGAGAUUCAGUUCAAGUCCCCGCUAGUGGAGAAUGUAGAAGCUAUGACAUAGUCAUGAUGGGAACAAGUGUCUCUGGAGCUGUUGAUUGUUCCUCUGUAGAAUCUGUCAACUAUAUUUCUGACUUGUCUCACCUCUUUGCUAUCAUGUUGUGUAGUAAUGAAAUUUGUUUGUUUUUUUCAAAUUCUGGAAUGGAUGUAUAUAGUAUAUAUUUAAAUUCAUGUACUUGUGUGAUCGUGGUUCAGAUUAAAUCUGAAAUUGAUUGUUUUACAGAAUGACCCGUUAGUGAUAUUUAUAUGUAUGGAGAGGAUGUUUUUGAUUUAUUUCUCUUCAACAUCUCUCCCAUAACAGCUCCUAUUGUACUAUCAGGACUUGCUUUUCAAAGAUGUAAGCUCACAAUGACUGACAUUAUGCCUACAUUCAGUGCUAAAACAUGAACUCUGACAAAAGACAAGAAGUGAACAGUGCUACCAUAACUCUUUCAGAAAUAAUUAGCUUUCAGCUGUCAAUGAGGUCAGCUGUUCCAAAUGAAAGUUUGUGUAGUCGGCAGUUGACAUUAAAUAAUUUGCAUGAUGCUACAAGUUGGUUGUGUGUGAGAAAUGAUGUUUGCAACAGUUGACAUUAAUAUAUAACAAAAAUAUAGCCACCUCUGAUGUUAAUGUACUAUGAAUUAUCUUUACUUCAGGCAGGAUGAUGGUGAAAAUGUAUCUUAGUGUCAUUAAAUCAAACAAUAUGAGCUAUUCCAGGACAUUGUAAAAUAUACUGCAAUCUCCUGCAUGGUCGUUGUGCCCUUGUCGGUAUGUUUUGGGGAGAAAACCACAAUAUUUGAACUGAAAUACAAUGGUAGCUGUGUGUUAUGUCAAGAAUUUCAGUCUGUGCCUUGUUUCAAGUCUGUUUAACAUGGAAUGAAUGAAUUGUUCAUUUGAUAAAUAUUGUCCUGUCUCUAUACUGAACAGAAAAGGUCAGGGAUCAUGAAUGUUUCAGGGGAUAUUUCUUUGUUGUAAAAAUACUCAAAAAGAAUGCAUGGUACCUUACUUGUUUUGUUCAGUAUGUAAACUAUUUCCAUAUUCCACGAGUAUUAUCAACUUAUAACAAGACACUGAGUAUUCUAAUGCGCUUUCCCAAAGAACAACUGUGGAAAUCAUUAAAGUAUUUGUCGGUACAAAGAGGUGAGUUUAGCCUUGGUCUGAAUGUUAGCUUUCCUUGCCAUAACAAACACCCUCUGAACUAUUGUCAAGAUACUCAUAAAGUUACCCUAUUUUAAAAUAUGUAUAAUUUACUGUGAAAUGAAAUCACUGUCGUCAGUAGUAUUUGUUCUUUUCACUGAAUGUUUUUAUCACAGAUGUACUGUACAAGAAAUGUGUCCUGUACAUAUAUAUAUUUAUGAGACCUGGUAUAUUUGGUAGUGCUUUUAUCUUGUUUAUGGCAGCAGUGGUCACGUGCUAACAGAAUUGGAAGAUCUCAAUAGUGCUACGAAUCUUCACAGGUGUAAUUGUGUAUGUAGCAUCUGUGAACGUAUAAUGAUGCCGUGAGAUACUGGUUGUCCCGGCCCAGAUUCAAUACUUUCACACCACUGAGAGUGUUGUCGUUCACAUCAUGGCAGCAUCCACUACAUGAUCAGGGAUUUAUCAUUCUACGACACAUUUUGUGCAAAAAUCUUUAUUACUCACUAAAUUCUAUUUGGUGAGAUGGUGGCUGAUGCUACAGGUUUCAUUAUCCGCCUGUAUCAUUAUGUCACCUUCGAGGUACAAGUCCGACUUAAGUUGCUGCUUCAGCUGUUUUAUUGUGUAUAAAGCUAACCGGAACCUGAAUGAGUGCAUGGUUUAGAAGCCAGAAAUGACUGCAGACAGAAUAAAAGAACAUGUAUA